CUUGCAGUCAGCUGUAAAGUCAAGAAAAUUAAUUCAACUCAAGAAGAUUCAGAGGAGUCUGAUGGUGAUGACACUUUAUUUUGUGGUGCACUUACUAGUAAAGGGAAAAAUAAAUGGAUGGACUUUAUUAACAUCAAUGGAAAGAGCACAUAUUGUAAAAUUGAUACUGGCGCAGAAGUAAGUAUCAUGCCAACAAAAAUCUUCAAAGAACUUAAAUCUAGUGAGGCGCUCAGACCAACAAGUACCUUAGAAGCGUUUGAUGGUACAAAAGUCAAAGCCAUUGGAAAGAUCCGUCUCCAUUGCAAAUACAGGGAACGAGAGUGUUAUGAAGACUUCAGAGUUUUAGAUUGCAAGUCAAUGAUAUUAGGACUGCCAGGUUGUGAAGCUUUAAAACUAGUAAAGCGAAUUUACAGUGUUGAUGAAGCUGAAGAUGGGACUCUAAAAGAGGACUUUAUAAAAGAAAAUAUAGAUGUUUUCCAAGGUCAUGGACCAAAUUGAAGGCUACUUUGGAGAUAUACCAAACGUUAUAACUUGGUUUGAUGAUAUUUUAAUAAUGGGCGAGACAGAGGAAAUUCAUAAUGAAGCUGUGAGUAAAGUUUUGGCCAAGGCCAGGGAAAUUAGAGCAGUCUUCAAUAAAGAUAAACUACAAUAUAAACAAUCUGAGGUCAAGUAUGUAGGCCAAAUAUUUAAUGGAACGGGUAUGAGUGUAGACAAAGCAAGAGUUGAGUCACUAAUUAAAUUAAAAGAACCAACUAAUAAAGAUCAAUUACAACAAAUAAUUGGU
Molecule: messenger RNA, 784 nt
Organism: Cydia fagiglandana
Lineage: Eukaryota; Metazoa; Arthropoda; Insecta; Lepidoptera; Tortricidae
Exons: 2
Coding region: 118-498 (126 amino acids)
Source: RefSeq, a predicted model, not a curated record